Penicillium subrubescens is the source of this 1230-nucleotide messenger RNA. RefSeq lists its product as uncharacterized. NCBI's taxonomy places the organism in Eukaryota, Fungi, Ascomycota, Eurotiomycetes, Eurotiales, Aspergillaceae. The coding region runs from base 1 to 1230 and encodes 409 amino acids. The record is from RefSeq and is a predicted model, not a curated record. The transcript has a single exon.
AUGACACAUCAAGCCCACAAUCUCCCCUGGAAAGUUCUAUCGGACAACUUCAUUUAUCGGUAUAAAUACCGGCGUAACGACUAUCUCACCAAUCUCUUCUCGCAAGAUGCUCCUCAGACACCUAAGGACUUGCGCUACUUCGCUAUGGCCUUUUCCCGGACAAUAGAGGAACAUAGCAACGUUGAGAGAGCCAAGUAUUCUGAGGUUUACGACCCACCAAAAGACCACGAAGAGGUAUUUUCCAAGGCAACCGCCGAAAAAAUCCAGCGCACUCUUCAGCACAGUCAAGAGAGAGGUGGUUCUAUAUGUUCUAUGGAGGCCCUUGACGACAGGAGAAUGCAGUCCUGGUCCACAUUUAUGGACUACUACCCCGGGAGUGGGGUUUAUAGGCCUCCUUACGAGGUGCUCGAGCCACUCAAAAUAUUGCUGCUUCGUAAUGAGAUGGACACUGUGCUGCGGAUUUCAUCACACCCGUCUGUUAAUUUGUAUACAGCAUGGGAAACUCAUUUUGAUGAUGAAAGCGAUUAUGGGCUGAAAGGUCUCUUUUACCCGGCGUUGAUAUCGUAUCUUUGCUUGAAUGUCCUUCUGCAGAAGCCUGAGCUGUACGACGACGACGCAAAGAAGAGUUAUCUUCAGUGUCCGGAACGCGGUUUGCCCGUCUUUCCGGAGGAAAGCUUCCUUGACUAUCGUCUUACUCGGGCGUACCAGCUGAUGAUCCUGAACUGUGCCGAAACAACGACGCAGACGCUUCCCUACCAAGCUUUUUUUGGACUCUCGCAGGAACGGACUUAUGCUUAUCGUGCAUCCCGUUACCAAUGCGGGCGCAUGUCGUUCGCGCAACUCAAAUCUGCCGCAAACAUGGACGGAUAUCGUCCCCAUCGUGAUGAUAUCGCUGAGGUCAUUCAGACUCUUCAGCAGAAAGGUCUUCCCACGGAGCUCUGCCUUACCAUCAUCGAAUUCGCUAAAUACACACCUACGCGUAGGAUUGUCCGGGCCGACGAUCCCUUACACAAGGACAAUGUGAAGGAGUUGCGAAAGUACCUCACUUAUUGCUGGCAGCUGCUGGUCAGAGGCGACAUGCUGAUGAAGUCAAAAAACGACAAGAUCGAUUGGAAGUUUACGGUUGAGUAUUGUAUUUGGACGUUGUUUAUUGAACCAAGUAGGCGGGUCGUCAAGCUUCAGCGUCGAAGUGCGGGGGGUUUGAUAUUGGACGAGCCUUAUCGCAGAUAA